AUGGAAUCCGAGAUCUCAUCACUAUUGGAGAAAAACUUCGACGCUGUCCAAAUCAAAAGCGAGAUUUUGGAAUCUUACCGAGCAUGCCAAGCCCGGGGUCUUCUGCAGUCUACGAAAUUUUUCGCAGAACUGCUGGUCUGUCUGAAAGAUGUAGAGGUGCCGGAUGACGAUUCGUUCUUCGCGGAGGAAACCGAUAAGCGAUAUCUGCGCUGCUUCGCAUACUUCAACAGGAGAGAGUACAAUCGAGCUGAGUAUUUUGCGAAGAAGGAGAAGUCGCCGAAAUCCAAGUUUCUCUACUACUAUUCGAAAUAUCAAUCCUGUGAGACGAAGCGUGCUGAUAAUUUCGGAGAGAGCAUCGGUGCACUCGUGGAUAGUCGAGCUAAGGACGAUUCUCUGAAGACCCUCUAUUGGGAAAUGAAAAACGACCCCGAUGUCACCAAAGACGGGUACUGUCUCUACCUCUUCGGAGUCGUCCAGCGAAUCAUGGGACUGCACACUCUAGCCAUGGUGACGCUACAGAGUGCCUUGAAACAUGAACCAUUCCUGUGGGCGGCCUGGACGGAACUCUCCCUCCUACCGCGGUCGAGGGCUGAGGUCAUUUCAUUGCGACUACCGUACAAUUGGAUAACCCUGAUGUUCUUGGGUAAAACACUGACCGCCGUUGAUCCGUCGUUGCCUGCCGUCCAGCAAAUCUGGUCGAAGCUCGAAACUAUAUUUCCCGAUUGUCCGUACAUUACGACUCAGAGAGCUGUGUCCUUGAACGCUCGAUACCCUCCAGGGGCUGACGAAGCUCAGGAACUAUUCAUGAAAGUUCGGGAAGCGGAUCCGUGUCGUCUGGACAACCUGGAUACCCUGUCCAAUAUCCUCUUUGUUGGUGAGCAGCAAGAGGAACUAGCGAAGUUAGCUCAAGAAAUGCAAGCGGUCGACCCGCAUCGUAGUGAAACAUGUGGGGUGGUGGGCAACGUAUUCAGCUUCCGACGGCAACACGCUCAGGCACUUCUGUACUUCAAGAAGGCAAUCAAAAUAAAUGUCAACUACUUCCCCGCCUGGACGUUCAUGGGACACGAGUACGCGGCCAUCAAGAACUAUCACGCGGCCGUUCACUCCUACGCUCAGGCCAUUGAAGUGAACAAACGAGACCAUCGAGCCUGGGCCAGUUUAUCUCUGAUGUAUGAGCAGCUCAAGAUGUCUUCCCACGCGCUUUACUAUCAAGAGCGGGCGCAGCGUCUGCGUCCCACCUGCCCCCAAAUGAUGUUUUCGCUCGCCGAGCGUUACGAGAAGUCCGCGAAGAACGAUUUCGCUGCUCUCUGUUACUCUCAAGCGCAUGAACUCGCGAAGGGCAACGAUUUCAAACAAGCGUCAUGUGCGCUGUACAGGUUGGCCAGGCUCUACUUAUCCAUACGAGAAAACGAGAAAGCGAGGUUCGCCUACGAAAAUUAUGUGAAGUUCGCAUGGGAUUCUCGAGACCGCACCAGCUCGCCGCUCAUGACAGCCCUCAUAUUCUUGUGCGAAUAUUAUUUGACCCGCGACGCGGACGAAGCUCAAAGUUAUCUCAAGAUGCUCGAUGAGAUACCCGAAGGUCAAGAAGCCGCGCGUAGGAUGCGGGAUCGUUUACGAGGAGGAAGUCCUCAAGCAGGCGUUUCGGAUGAUACAGUGGACAUGACGGACGCCUCGGAUAGCAUGGUUCUAGAUACUUCGUUGUAG
Messenger RNA from Galendromus occidentalis (western predatory mite), 1704 nucleotides. Its product is annotated as cell division cycle protein 23 homolog. Gene Ontology annotation, biological process: positive regulation of mitotic metaphase/anaphase transition; protein ubiquitination; anaphase-promoting complex-dependent catabolic process. Gene Ontology annotation, molecular function: protein binding. The transcript is spliced from 8 exons. The record is from RefSeq and is a predicted model, not a curated record. Bases 1 to 1704 code for a protein of 567 amino acids. Gene Ontology annotation, cellular component: anaphase-promoting complex. Lineage: Eukaryota; Metazoa; Arthropoda; Arachnida; Mesostigmata; Phytoseiidae.